Cottoperca gobio is the source of this 1422-nucleotide messenger RNA. Its product is annotated as protein C19orf12 homolog. Bases 173 to 598 code for a protein of 141 amino acids. Lineage: Eukaryota; Metazoa; Chordata; Actinopteri; Perciformes; Bovichtidae. The transcript is spliced from 4 exons. The record is from RefSeq and is a predicted model, not a curated record.
CAUAUCCACAAACCAACCCACUGAUGUGACAGUUGAAAACGCCAAUGAAGUGGCGCGUCUGCAAGUCGAAGUGCAAAGAAGAGACGCCGAAUGCACGCGAAGAGCAGAAACUACCGCUUCGCACCAGAGACUGUAUAUAUUCAGGACAGGACUGAAGUUUCUCAACGCAGUGAUGGCUCCACGAAUGGAUGAUGUCAUGCGUCUGUGCUGUGAAAUAUCAGCUCACGAUCAGAUCAAGGUGGCAGUGAAAAACUCCACCAAAGGAGCACUGGUGGCAGGAGGAACUGCCUUUGUAGGCGCGCUGCUCGGAGGACCUCCAGGGAUUGCUAUUGGUGGAGCAGUAGGCGGUCUGUUGGGCAGCUGGCUGACCAGCGGUCAGUUCCGGCCUCUGCCUCAGAUCCUGAUGGAGUUGCCACCUACGCAGCAACAGAAGCUAUACAAUGACGUUGUGUCCGUCUUAGGCAACCUGGACUGGAUGGACGCGGCGCAGCUCAUUGCCCUUGUGAUGGGCAACGCCACUCUCCAGCAGCAGGUCACUGCUACGCUGCUGAACUACAUCACAAAGGAACUCCGAGCAGAGGUGCGCUAUCAAGACUGAGUUCUGGUUCCAUGUGGACUUUUCAGGAGUCAGACCUGCUGAGAUCAACCAGAGUCCUUCACGACAUGUGUUUGUACAUAAUUGGAGAAAAACUAUGAAUCAUGGAUGUUCCACUAUCAUGACUGUGCCAGACGGAGCAGUUAGCCUUUGUUAUCUUCAGAGUGUCUAUGCCAACAACAAUGGUGAAAUGUAACUAAAUACAUUUAGUAAUGUACUAUUGUACUACAAGUGUGAGGUACUUUACUUGAGUAUGUCCACUGUAUGCUACUUUAUACUUCUACUCCACUACAAUUCAGAAGCAAAUAUUGUACUUUUUACUCUACUACAUUUAUUUACCAGAUUCAGAUUAAUACUAAAAAAAUACAUCGGCUAAUAAUAAAUGAUGUGGUUUAAUUAUAGAAUAAUCUUCCUGUCAGUAGUUAAUGUGCAAUAUUAAUGGUGGUUAUUAAUGCAUCGCUAAUUAUAAUCCAGUAUAUAUUAUUCUGGAAAGGGUCAUUCUGCAUAAUGAGUACUUGGUACUUUAAGUACAUUUUAAUAUCAAUACUUAAGUGCUUUUACUUAAAGACAAAUCACUGUCCAGUCACCAUGGAAACCUGAUACUCAAUAAUGAAUAGUGACAUCAGCACAAACAAUGUUUUGUACGAAGGACUGAUGUCUGUCAGUUUUCCUUUCUGCCUUUUUAAACUCUAAAAUGUAAAAUGUUUGUGCCUGAAGAGUCAUUUAUUCUGGAUUAGAAUGUAACUCUUUGUUCCCGCACUCUGUAUCAGGGUGUUUUAAUGUGUCUCUGGUCACGAUUUGCAAAUAAAAUACACUUUUUAAGCUUU